AUGUCUGAUAUUAUUGAUGAUGUUGAGACAAUUAUCGAUCGAAUCGAAAAUGGCGAAACUCUAAGCGAAGAUCGAAUGAAGAAAUGUGCAGAUGAUCUAUUAAAUGAAAAAUCGAGCAACUGUGCUUGCCGCGUAUUCUUGGCUCUAUCUGAGAAAAAAGUAUUUAUAUCUGAUUUAGUAUAUGAAAGACUUUGCAAUAUUAUCAUCAAUAAUCACGAACAAUUGACAAAAGAGAAUUCAAUUCGAACUAUUGAUUUACUUAUAAAAAAUGGUCGAAAAGCAUCAGAUUUGUGUUUAAAUGCACUUUCAAUUGCACUACAAGGUGAACAAUCUCUGAAACUAAGAAGAUAUGCAUCGAAACUUUUAUACACUAUUAUUCAACAGCAGAAUGAUUUACGUUUGAACUCUUCAUUAUUGAAUACAAUGUCUGAUGCAUUAGAUGAUCCUUCGGACAUUGUUCAAUCUUAUACAUUAAAUUCCUUUGAACAAUUAGUUCGGAAUCAGCAAAAUGAGAUAUCCCAAAAAACCAUUCAUUGUAUGGAAUUACUUUUGUCAAACAUCUAUCAAGACAUUAAUAAUAAUUAUGGAAAAUGUGGACUGAUAAAUUCAUUUUUCUUAAAUUUGCUAUACCGAAAAUACAAGAUAAACGAGAAUUUACUGGAGAUUUUUUCUGAACUUUUGGUUAUUGAAGUUAUUGACCAAAAAGAUAUGCUUCUGAAUCGUUCGGCAUUGUAUAUUCUUCAAAAAGCCAUUGAAAAUCAAUUGUUUGAUGGACGCUUGACGUCGAAAACAUUAAAUAAUAUUUCGACCUGUUUCAAUUUAAUGUCUUCAAACAACAAAGAAAUGCUUGAAUAUUCCCUAAAAAUUUUAUGUGCUUUAAACGAUGAUCAAUUGAAGUUGACACGAUUGAAUGCAAAUUUAUUGAAACAUUAUUUGAAAGACACAAAUUUAGAGGAAAGUUUACGAGCAUAUGUAACAAUUCUUUUGGGUAAUUUAUGUAAAAUACCAUAUCAGUAUAUCGAUGAUGAUAGCAGCAUAUCAAUUGUUGACGAUACAAUUGAUAUUCUUAUAGAGCGACUAGAUUAUGAAAAGUUAUUGCAGAGUUCGAUCUAUGCACUUAAAAAUAUAGCUCAAUAUGAACACGAUUACUUAUCAAUAUUUCCUCUUCGAAAAUUUGUAGUAAUACUCAAUAGAGAUAAUAUCAACAAAGAAAUACGUCAAAAUGCCUGUUUAAUAAUUGCGUUGGCAAUUCAAAAUAAACAAAUUUUAACACAAUAUGAAAUUGAUGGAUUAGAAAAUGCAUUAAAUGAUGUCGAUUCUAUUGUUUGUGUUACUGCUCUGGUUGCAUUUCAAUAUUUUUUCGAAUUGUAUCAUAAAAUGAAUGAUGCCUAUUUUUCUAUGAUCAAAUCUUGUGUACAAAAUAUUUCAACAUUCUCUACCGAACUACUAUUGAGUUCAGACGAAAUAUUAUCUUUAAAUGCAGCAAAAUUAUUAGAAAUAAUUAUUAAAUAUAAUUUGAAAACAGAAUUUACACAUGAUGAAAUCAGUAAUCUUUGUAUUGGUUUACAAACAAAUCUGAAUAAAUCCAUAGAUCAAUAUAUUUUCGAGUCAUUAAAUCAAAUUAUUGUGAAACAAUCCGAUGUUCCAUUGAAUGCACGUAAUUUGAUAGAAUUAGAAAAAAUAGCACAAAACAUUUUGCAACAAGAAAACUUCAACAAAUUCGAUUAUGAUGAGUUUGAAAAGAAAUUAAGUGCAUAUAUCAAUGAUACAGAUUUCGAUAAUAAAAUAAUAUCAAUGAAUGUAUUCAAAGUAUUUGAUACUAUAUUAAAAACAAAUUCAUAUAGUUCAAAAUUAAUUUUAAUUUUACUUCAAUAUGUACAAAAUAGUCAAAAACUAUCAAUUUAUUUGAUUGAAACAUUGAUGGCACAGCUUUGUAACAAUGAGAAUAUUGAAAAAAUUGAAAUUUUAAUCCAAAUUCUAUAUUAUGUUAUUCAAAAUGGGCAAUCAUUGACUGAUAAAAUGGUUCAACAAUUUAAAGAGUUUUUUCUUGUAAAUCAAUGUUGUUCAAAAUAUACGAUACAAAUAUUCCAAUUAUUAAUUAAUCGCAAUGAAAUUCAAAUCGAUAGAAAAAUCUAUGAAAAAUUUGUAUGUUUAUUAGAAGAUCAAAAAGAUUAUGAUAUGCAAAGAAAUCUCAUUGAAACAUUGGCUUAUUCAUUACAAAAUCUAUCUAUCAAUGAAGAAUUACCAAGUCAACAAAUUUCAACAUUAAUUGAAAUUUAUUUUCAAUCAAACAGUUCAACAAGAGAAAUAAAAUAUUUUAGUUGCGUAGCAUUAAAUGCUCUCAUUGCACAUCGGACAACUCUAUCAAAUUCAACGUUAGAUCAUCUUCGAAAAAUUUAUUUACAAGAUGAUGAAUUUGAUGAUGCUCAAACAAUGACAAGUUAUUCUUCAACAAUCAAUUUAAGAGAUAUCUCGCUAAGCAUACUUGAACAAUAUCUUCCGAUGUGUAAGGCAUGUGGAAAUAAAGUUUAUAUAUAUAAGAUAGAGCAAAUCAUCAAACAAGAAAUGCUUGCUCAAGAAAUUUUAGAAAAUCGAAAUGGAACAAGCCGUUUAGAAGCAGGUCAACAAUUGUUAUCCAUUGUUCAAGAUGAAGAAGGAUCUGUAUCAAUGCAUAACAUGAGAAUUCUUGAAUUAUCUUUCGAUUUAAAUGAUUCUUCUAUUGAAUACAAAUUAAUUGUUGUGAAAAUUUUCGAAUGUCUUGCAGCUUAUUUAAAUACAUCACAAAUUAGAUUUAUUCUGGGUUCCAUAUCUGAUAAUGCAUUAAGUAAUGUUAUAAUCAAUAUUUUAAAAGCAUUGAUUCGUUUACAAAAAUCUUUUCCAAUUGAAGCAUUGUAUAUAUUAAUUGAUUUCAUAUCUGAAAACAACAAUCAAACACUAAGAGAUCGUGUUAUCGAUAGUUUAGAAAUGAUAGCAAAAUAUGAAAAAAUUUCACCAGAUAUAUUCAAACGAAUUCAAUUCGAAAUUUUCUCUAAACAUUUACGAGAUCCAACAAUGAAUGUUGAAAAUAAAAAGUUAGCCAUUAAUAAUUGUCUUCAAUUUAUUCGUGAUGGUUACAAAUUAUCAAUAAAUACAAUAGAAUCACUUGAAUACCUAUUGAAAAAUUCAUUCAGCAUGAAAGAUAUUGAAGAAGAAACACUACAAUUAAUGAAAUUAGCUGUUCGAAACGGUCAAAAAUUACCACCAAUAUUUCUCAAUUUAUUGAGUCGUUUGACUAACGAUAGUCGAUUCAAUAAAGGAAUUUUAAUUGAAAUAAUUAAACUUCUUUCAAAUGACACACAAGCACUGAUAACACAAGAGAUACUAGACAAUUCAGAACAUGAAUUACUUGACAAUUUAACUGAAUCCUAUGAAAUUUUUCUCAAAGGAGCACAGAAUGGUUGUAAGUUGACUAAAACAACAAUAAAUCGUUUCGAAGAAAUUCUUCAAAGUCAAGAUAAAAUCAUUCGGAAUCAACGUUUAGAUAUUAUGAAAAUUUUGAAAAAUCUCGCCAUAAAUAAACAAACACUCGAAGAAGAUGUAAUUGAAUGUUUAGAAAAGACUAUGAAAGGUGAUGGGGAAACAAUGCAUAAAUCAAUAUUAAAUAUUCUUAAAUAUUUGCCAACCUACAAACCAUCAACUGAGUUUUUAAUUUAUCUACAAGAUAUUUUAGAACGACAUCCAUUGUACUUACAAAUAGAAAAUAUUUUAAAUAAGAGCAUCAACUUACCAAUUCAAGUUAAAUUACACAUUAUUCAUGCUUUCUUAGUUGCAGAAUAUAUAGAGACCGAUAUUGAUGAAAAACCAUUCAAACUUAUAUGUCGGGAAUUAUUAUGUGGUGACUUAUUAUCGCGCAUUUAUCAGCACAAUAAAUAUGAUAAAAUGAAUCAAUUCGAAUUCUAUGCAAAUCUGAAUGCUUUGGAAAACUUUUUUGGUUUUCAAUCUUACUCGUUAGAUCGUGACGAAAUUUUAAUUUUUUUUAUAGAAAAUCAUUCAAAUUUCACUUUAAAAAAUAUUAAUGAAAUUUUACUAUUGAUGAAAACAAAUUCGGAAGCAUUACUAUUGCUACUUUUUCCCUCCAAUGAUUGGCUAAAAAAAUUACAAAUUCAUUGGAUACAUACAAUUGUCAAGAAAUAUCAACAUAUUAAACUUAACGAAAGUAUUAUUAUGACUGAUGAUCAUGCAGAAAAAAUAGCUAAUUUAUUGAUGACAAAACUUGAAUUUAGUGUUUCAUUAAGUGAAUGUUUUCUUCAACGUUUUAAUCAUAUUGAAGAUUUCAAUCACUUAAUACUUUUCCUAGACUAUUUAUACGAGAAAAAUAUUUAUAAAGAACUGAAUUUGAGUGACUAUUUUACACGAAUAGACGCACAGAAAAUAAUCACCAAAGACAUAAACUCAUGGAUAUUGGACAUUCAAUGCGAUUUAAUUAGUAAGAAAUUUCUCGAUCUAUAUAAGUUACGACAAUGCAUCAAGACAGACAUUUUACAGAAUAUUCAAUCUGCUAUUAUGUUAACAUGUCUGAAUGGUUGGUCGUUAGAAGUAUUUGAAGAAUUUAUUGACAUUUUAAAAACCAAACAAGAUGAACCGUUUGAGUUGAUGAUGGACAAUUUUCUUAGUACAUUAGCUGUAAUUAAUAAUUAUAAUUUACAAUACGGAAUAUCAGAUAAAAGUGGAAAUAGGGUAGAAUCAAUAUUCAAGUUAAAAAAUACCAAAGAUUGGCCAUUGAAGAUGCAUCAGUUUGCGAUAUCAGUCUCAUUUGAUCGAGAUGAACAUGAGAAAAACUUAAAAGAUCUACUUAAUGAAAUGAAAAGCUGCAACAAUAUCAAAGAUAGUAAAGAGCUAAAUGAUUCAAUCGAAAGUCUUGAAGAAAAAUAUCACAAGAUUAUAUCGACAUAUAGUUGUGAUUCACAAUUUUAUUCGAUUGGAAAACCAAUUAAUCAUUGGGAUGAAAAUGACAUUAAAACAUGGGCAACCUAUUACAAAGAAAAUUCAAAGAAAGCUUCAGAAAAAUCAAUUUACGAAGUGAUAUGCGUUAUUAAACGUGCAAUAUUUUUACAUAAUACAAAACAACAAUUCGAACCAAGAGCAAUUCAAAUCCUAUCGUUAUUGUUAAUGUUACAUGCGUCGAAUGCUAAUAUUUCACGUUUGGCGCAAAUAAAAACAGGCGAAGGUAAAAGUGUUAUCAUUGCCAUGUUUGCAGCUAUCAAAGCAUUGAAUGGACAUAAAGUUGAUAUUGUAACUACAUCACCAUUAUUGGCUAAACGUGAUGCUGAAAAUAAAGAGAAAUUUUAUACAAUGUUGAAUUUAACUGUUGGAGAAAAUAGUGGCACAUCAACAGUAAAAUCAUGCUAUAAAAAUGAUAUUGUUUAUGGUAAUGUCAAUGAGUUUCAAUUCGAUAUAUUGAAAGAUGAAUAUAGUUUAUUGGGCACACGUUGUCAACGUAAAUUUGAUAUUGCAAUUGUUGAUGAAGUUGAUAGUAUGUUGAUCGAUGAUAAUUCUAAAAUAUGUCGUUUAUCCAGUAAAAUACCAGCUAUCGAUGAAUUGAAAGUUAUAUUGACAGUAGUUUGGCAAGAAUUAAAUCGCACACAUGAUCGACUUGCUCGGAUAGAUGGCAAAUUAUAUUGUGUUACAGCACCGUUUCGAAUGGAUGAGAAUGGCGAAAUAAUAUUACUGAAACCUGCAACAGCCGAUGACGAUGGCAACAUAACAGAUACGUCUGCUGUUGCUGGUGAUAGUAAUAUUGAUGAGAAUGAUUUUAUUGAAGUUGAAGAUCCGUAUGAAUUUAUUGAAAAUCAUAUAAAAAAUUACGUAGAAAAUAAACUAUUAACACCUAAUGAUAAAAAUGAAUGUCUUUUGAAUAUACCAAAACAUUUGACAGGAUUUGUAAAACAACAACUAACGAAAUGGAUAUUAAAUGCAUGGCAAGCAAAAUUUGCCUAUCGUGAAAAUAUUGAUUAUUUGAUAACAGAUGGUAAAGAUGGCAUUAAAUCAAUUGUACCAAUUGAUUAUCGAAAUACAGGUAUCAUACAAACUAACACAUCGUGGCCUGAUGGUUUACAUCAAUUUUUACAGAUUAAACACAAAUUAAGAAUAAGUGCUGAAAGUUUAACAACAAAUUUUCUAUCAAAUGUUGCCUUUUUUAGUCGUUAUGGAAAGAAUUUAUUUGGUUUGACAGGAACACUUGGUUCGAAAGAGGCUAAAGAUUUAAUUCAUUAUAUCUACAAUGUUGAUUUCGUCAUUAUACCACCUUAUAAAUAUACACAAUUCGUAGCUUAUCCAGAUAGAUUAAGUCAAUCUGAACAAGAAUGGCUAAAUGAAUGUACACGAUCAAUCUACAAUGAAGCUAAAAUAAAUCAGCGUGCUGUUUUGGUCAUAUGUGAAACAAAAUCAGAUGCGUCGAAGAUACAGGAAAAAUUGAUUGAAAAAGAUAUUCAACUUAAAAAAACAAUCAAAUUAUAUACAAGAAGUGACAAUGAAGAACAAAAUGCAAUUGAUAAUGAAUUAGAUUGCGGUCAAAUUAUUGUUGCUACGAAUCUUGCUGGCCGAGGUACAGAUCUUGGAACAACACAUAAAGUCGAAGAAAAUGGUGGUCUUCAUGUAUUAGUCACAUUUUUACCAUUGAACACACGUGUUGAACAUCAAGCAUUUGGUCGAACUUCGAGACAAGGGAAACACGGUACAGCACAAUUAAUUGCCUUAACUCCUAUUGACAGUAAAAUUCAGUACGAUAGUAUUGACCAAUUGAAACAAGAUAGAGAUGAACGAGAAAAACUCUAUAUAGCACGAGCAAAACAUACUGAAUUGAAAAAUAUCGAAAGACGCGAUAGAUUAUUCGGAAAAUUUUGUACUUUACGCCAGAAAUUACGUCAACAAGAAAAUGAUACAUACAAAUUAGAUUCUGUGGAAGAAUUAUGGGGACUUUGGCUUAAAAUUACUUUUGCAAAAGAUGAUUCCAUGAACGAUGCAACUGAUGAUCUCAAUGAUGAAUUACUCGAUAAGAAAUUUGAAGAAUUUAGUUCAAGAAUUUUAGCCGAUUAUUCUUCUAAUGCGAUCUUUCAAAAUCCAUUUUAUUUAAUUUUAAAAGGAAACGAAUACAUAUUUCAAAAGAAAAAUUAUGAUGACGCUAUUGAUUUUCUACGAGAUGCUAUCAAAUCUGACCCAAUAUUUGCUGUCAGUGCACGUUAUAAUUUAGCUUAUGCUUUAAUCAAAAAAUCAAGUGAUAAGACAACAGAAGCAAAAGUUGAACUUGAAGAGGCUUUGAAGACUAUUGAUAACAUUUUGAUACCCCAACAAGAAACAAUGUUAAUUUCUUUUAGAAUCACCCAGAGUCACACUAGUGGUACUCAAGAUAUGAUGGGUGCAACUAGUAAUACUGAUACAAAAAGUGAUGCUGAAGAUCAAAUCAUGAACCGCAUUAAUCUCUUAUGUUUAUGUAAGAAUCAAAUCGAACAAGGAAAAUCAGUUAUCGAAGAUGCAGCAGACAAAAAACAUGAUGUUCGCAUGGAAUAUAAAGCUUUGGAUGAGUUUUUUAGCGAUGUCAACAAACCUACAUUAGACAUUAAUGAAUUCAAAGAAAAUGGAUUUCUAGGAUUUUUUCAAUUAACUCGAAAAGAACCAACACCAUGGUUGAGUAUUAUUGCAGUUGGUCUACUUGGUAUUGCACAAGCAGUUGCUGGUGCAGCUUUGAUUGCAUUUACGGGUGGUGCAGCAGUACAAAUAGGUACGAUGCUAUUAAGUGAAGGAAUUGGUGAUAUGAUACAUGCAAUUAAAAGUGCUAUAACUGGUGAAUUCAGUUGGAAGGAAUAUGCAAUACAAAAAGCAAUCAGUAUCGCCAUUACAAUAGCUACAUGUGGAAUGGCAGCAUUGAAAGAAACAGGUCAAGCAAUCAAAUCUGGAUUUAAAGGAUGUGCAACUAUGGUUAAGGCAGCUGCAGUUGGUGGUAAACAACUCGUCGGACAAUUUACUAAAGAAGGUUGGAAACUUGUUGGUAAACAAAUUGGUCAAGCUUUUCUUAAAGCUGGCGCUAAAGAAAUUCUGAAAACUGUAUUAGACAAAACAAUUUUGGCUGAACUUAGUAAAAAAAUCAAUCAAGAAAUCUCUGAACAUAUUCAACAACAAGUUACUGAAGAAGUUAAUGGAAAUCAAACAAUCAAAGACUUCUUAACUGUUGAUAGUGGCUUACAUAGAAACAACAUGUGUCAUAAUGAAAUUGAAAACAUGACCAAUAGAAUGCUACAUCCUCAAAGUAAUCGAUUUGCUGAUGCAGCAAUUUCAAUUGCCAAAGGUAUCGCAAAUCAAUUAACUAAUGGCACUAGUGGAUAUGCAUUACAAAUAGUUACUGCUGGAAAAUGCCUUCUAGAAUUAACGACAUUUUUAAAGAACUUUUUUAUUGAAUUCAGACGAGAUUUAGAUAAAUUAAAGGACCACUUGAAAAUCGAUCAUUUACUCCAUUUAAACAAGCCAAAUGAUAUUGAUAAAAGAACAGCAAAAGAAAUAACAGAAACGUUAAAGAAAGAACAUUAUGUUGGACAUGAUAGUAUUAAAGUUAUGAAACCGCUCGAGCCAACUGUAUUUAAAUUAGAUAAACAUACAAUCCAUGAAACUUAUGUUAUUAAUGUUUGCAAUAAUAUUUAUACUGAGACUACGAAACAAUCUGAAUAUGGCUUUGAAAAAAAUAGGAUUGCAAAAACAUUAACUGAUCAACUAGCAAAUUAUAUGACAAAUCGUCUUAAUGCUGAACUCAUCAAUCCCGCUGUUCAUACCGGUGUCGAUGCUGCUGUUAAUCAUUUAUCGAAAAGAAUCGAAGUUGCAUAUGUUGACAGUGAAGGAACAUUAGAAAAACAAUUAAAAAGCCGUAGAGCUCAGAAUGACGUGAUUCGACGUGGAAAAGAUGUGUGGGAGCGAGCAGCCAAAGAACGAGCGAAAGGUAUUCAAAAAGACAACACUCAACAAGAUGCUCCGACUCAUCCAGAUAUUGAAAAUCUAGCUCAAAAGAUUGAAAAUGGUGCUCCUGGUGAUUUGAAGGAUAUUAUGGCUUUAAGUGCCAAACUGGGACGUCCAGUGCAGAUUUUUAGAAAUGGAGCAUAUGACAUGACCAUUGGCGAUAUGAAUGCUGGCGAACCAAUGAAGCUUGAUUUUGGAGAAGGUCACACUGGACAUAUUGGACACUAUACCGGUACAAAUGAUGUCACUGGCAUUACACCUACAGGUGCGAACGAUUGCCUAUUUGAUACACUCAGCGUACAAACCAAUAUAUCAUCUAGUGAAUUGAGACAAAUGGCAGCUGCUGGAAUAAGAGAGAAUUCAGAUAUAUACCUUAAAAUGAUGCCAUCUGUACAUUUUCUCGGUGAACAUUCCAACAAAAAUUUGCUGUACGUAGGAGGUGACAAUGCUGAAUUGGUGAAGGUUAGAAAACAUUCCGCAGACGACAUCUUAAGUGAUCCCUAUCUACCAUCGAAGGAAAAACUUGAGAAAGAUCUUCAAAAAUGCCUUGAACUCAGUAAACAAUAUAAACCAGAAUCGGAAAAUGAUUCUCCCGAAAUUAAAGGAAAAUUAAUUUUAGAGACAUUAAUACACGAUAUCACGGAUGAAAAUAUUAAAGAAACGAUAGCUCAUGAUAAAAAUUUAAGAAACAUUUUUUAUAGUUCUUUAAACGGACGUUUAGCUGAGUUUAAAAAAGAGAAUGCACAAUUAUUUUCUAACUUGUCUAUGGACUCUUCAUCCGUUCCAAUAGUGAGCACAUUUAACGAGUUGGCUGGCUAUUGGAAGAACGAAGCACAUCCUGGGCUUGACAAGAACCUUUUUUAUUCUCAAGGAUCUGUCAAUGCAAAUUUUUCAAGUUGUAGUAGUGCUGCAGCUACAGACUUUUUACCAGGACCAGUAAAAGAAAUGAUUGCAAGUCAACCCGUUGACACAGCAGGAAAAAAAGCUAUUGAAACAUUUGGACCUGCAGUAUGUCCAGUGCAGUUUUUUUCGUAUCAACAUAAAUUAGUGGCUACUGAUAAUAGAAUGAAUUUAGCACAUCAUUUAGCUGGAGUCAAACCGUUAAGACUUAUUCCAACUAGACCAACACACGAAGAAUUGGGAAGAAUGAACAACAAAGGAAUGCCAAGUACGAAAUCUCCUAAAUAUGAUAAAAAUGCUUGA
Messenger RNA from Rotaria socialis, 10182 nucleotides. Lineage: Eukaryota; Metazoa; Rotifera; Eurotatoria; Philodinida; Philodinidae. The record is from the annotation of a GenBank genome assembly.